Anisakis simplex (herring worm) is the source of this 888-nucleotide messenger RNA. NCBI's taxonomy places the organism in Eukaryota, Metazoa, Nematoda, Chromadorea, Rhabditida, Anisakidae. The record is from the annotation of a GenBank genome assembly.
AUGUACUUAAACAUUGAAAUUCGAAGUAAACGUUCAGGCUCACACGAUUCAUUCGCAAAUUCGUCGUUACUGAGCAAUAAACCAGUUGCGAAUGAUGAAGGUCGUCUGUUGCGCUGGAUAGGCCAUCUGCCAGCAGUUCGACGUGUGGUUCGGCGAUGGGGUCGAACUCAAUCGUUGACAAUAAAAGAACAGUUGGAGUGCGGUAUUCGGUACUUCGAUAUGCGUGUGACAAUACCGUCGUGUAGAUCGUUAUCAUCCAGCAUUCGCGUUGUGCAUGCGCUUUACGGUGCUGAGCUGUACCGACUUCUGAACGAGAUGAACGCAUUCCUUGAAAGUCAUCCCAAAGAGGUCAUUAUUAUCGACUUCAAUCACCUGUAUAAUUUCAAUGCCAUCACCUACAAACAACUGCUGAAAAGCAUCGAAAUCGCGUUCAAUCCACAAAAGUUAUGCCCACGUCAAGAUGACUUGAGGCAGUUAUCACUCGAAAGAAUGUGGCAAAACGGAUAUCAAGUGAUCGUGAUAAGUGCCCGUGAACGACGUAUCCCGACCAACGCAUGGGUCUGGCCUCCGAAAUGCAUUCUUAGUCCAUAUCCAAACGUGAAUCGCGUGUAUCGUUUGCUGCGUUUUCUAGAUACAACCCUCGCGGAUCAUCGUAAGUAUCCUAGAGAGAUAUUCUUCGUCACGCAGGGUAUCCUGACGCCCAGGGUACGUGACAUUGGUUUACAUCUGCGUUCUUCACUCGAAAAUUAUAUGGCAAAGGAAUGCACAAAGCGUGUGACUGAAUGGAUUCAAUCAUAUUCGAAUACAUCAAGUUUCAACAUAAUUAUUUGUGACUUCAUCGAUUCGAAUGAAUUCUGCAAUACGGUGAUAUCGUUGAAUGUUCGUUGA